Molecule: messenger RNA, 1844 nt
Organism: Danio rerio (zebrafish)
Lineage: Eukaryota; Metazoa; Chordata; Actinopteri; Cypriniformes; Danionidae
Gene: fgf1b
Product: fibroblast growth factor 1b
Cellular component (GO): extracellular region
Molecular function (GO): growth factor activity
Source: RefSeq, marked provisional
CUCUUUUAAAGGUAAAAGCAGUGAAAGCAGGAGUUGUGGCCAUCAGAGGUCAUGAGACUGGACUAUACCUUGCAAUGGACAAAUGUGGAAGACUUUAUGGCACCGCUGUGCUGAAUGAAGAGUGUUUCUUCAUUGAGAAGAUGGAGGAAAAUCACUACAACACAUACCGUUCGCAGAGAUAUCAGGACAACGGAGACUGGUUUGUGGGCAUCAGAAAGAACGGACGGACAAAAGACGGCUCCAGAACACACAAGGGCCAAAAUGCAGUCUACUUCCUACCGAUUCCAGUGGAUGGCAGCGUACAGUAACAUUCAGCUCUUCCAUUUAACACAAGAACUAUGAAGAUUUGUAAAUACCAAACAUAAAUGUGGAGACAGUGCUUAGUUAGCUAUUUUGUCUUUAUGUGAAACUGGUUAUUAGAUGUUAGUUGACUGUUAUGUUUAUAAAUUAAAUUAACAGAUCAAGGAAUUUUUCACAGUAUGUCCUAUAAUAUUUUUUCUUCUAGAGAAAGUGUUUUAUUUCGGCUAGAAUAAAAGCAGGUUUCUUUUUAAAAACAUUUUAAGGUCAAUAUUAUUAGCCAGCAUUAUUUUAUCAAUUUUUUUUGUCUAAAGUCAACCACUGUUAAACAUUGGCUUCCAUAAUUACCCUAACUUUACCCUAAUUAACCUAGUUAAGCCUUUAAAUGUCAACAUGACAAAGAUAAAAUAAAUCAGUUAUUAGAGAUGAGUUAUUAAACUAUUAUGUGUAGAAAUGUGCUGAAAAAAAUCUUCUGUUAAAUAGAAAUUGGGAAAAAAAAACAUCUACAGGGGGCUAAUAAUUCAGAAGGGCUAAUAAAUGUACAGUUUAUAUGUACUCAGGGCUUUACAUCAACACUUGCCAACCCGCCAAAUGUGGGUAGAUUCCGGUUGUGGCUCAUCGUCACUACAGAUUAGACUGUUAGUUUAUGACCGUUUGUCUAUAUGCGCACUAAUGUGAUCUUAGAAUCGAGAAGCAGCACGACUGACAAAAACAGCUUGUCGCCGAGCAAAGGAAAGCAGGUGAAUAACGAAUGAGAGGAUCACAUGCAUGGUGAGACAGGCUUUCCUCACUCACUGACGAUGGCUUAACGCCCCAUUCACAUGGGGCAUCAGCGUCAAUGCUUUCUAUACACUUUGGGUGACGUCAGGCAUUGCCGAUCUGCAUUGUGGAUCCGUCGGCGCGGCUUCAGAGGCGUUGCUCGCUGCAGAGAUUGGAACUAGCUCAACUUUUCAAGCGCCGACUAAAGCGUCAGCCAAUCAGAUCGCUGUAUGCAAAUACACCAGCUAGACAGUGGCCUAUUGCUGACUGAAUUUCAUUGGCUGAUGCUGCUAUGAAGAUCGCUUCAGCCCCAACUUCAGACACGCCUUCAGUCAAGCGUUGAUGCUGAAGCCCCGUGUGAAUGGCGCGAGUGUUUGAAAGCUCUAGUGAAACAAAACUAGUGCGAUGCUCGUGCACCCACAGUCCUUCAAGAACUCGAGAUUCUUUGUAAGCAGCAGCAGUUGUUGCCGCUUUCGCUUUAACCAUUCUUUGAACAGAUUAUUAAUUGGCCUAACAUUAACCGUGUGCACGGCAUCAUCCUGUCAUUAACGCACACAGAAUAUUUUUCACCCGCCUUAUUUGCUUGCUGUUAUUUUUGUUAAUAAAGUUUAAUAAUCAUCCUUUACAAUAAUAUUGCUUUAAUAUGUUGUUGUUGUAUGCAUAUAACUGGUGAUCUGGGAUAUUGAGCCAGAACAGAUCACUGUGCAUAGUUUUAAAUGCGUGAGAAUAUAUAUAUAUAUUUUUAAAUGUCAGCUGUUUUGUUGAAUAAAAAGUGUAUGUAUACAGCA